Capra hircus (goat) is the source of this 672-nucleotide messenger RNA. RefSeq names its product basic proline-rich protein-like. The record is from RefSeq and is a predicted model, not a curated record. Lineage: Eukaryota; Metazoa; Chordata; Mammalia; Artiodactyla; Bovidae. The transcript has a single exon. Bases 1 to 672 code for a protein of 223 amino acids.
AUGAGCCCUCGGAAAACACUGCCCCUUAGUGUUUCCGCCGACGCCUGGCGUGAAGGCGCGCACCUUUCGUCUUCCGCGCACCGCAGGGGCGCCCUCAGAGAGCCUCCCCCGGCCCUGGGGCGCUCGCCGCCGCUCCCUCAUCCAACACACAAGGUGCCGGCGGGCGCCCGAGCGCCGGGGAGCGGGCGGAGCGGGUGCAGACCCUGGUCCCUCCAAGGCGUCCCCGCUGGACGCAGCCUGCCUUCCCGAGGCCCCUGCCGGGACAGCCCCAGGAGGACGCCCCGCCGCCCCUCAGCCCCCGCCGCCCCUCAGCCCCCGCCGCCCCUCAGCCCCCGCCUCACCUCCGCCACUCACCGCUCCUCCGGGCGCUCCUCGGACCACUACGCGACUAGGCGCCCGGGGUCCACUCGCACCGCUCCCUGCGGCCCCGCCCGCCGAAGCCCCCUCGGCCAAUGGGCGCCAGGCGCGGAGGGCACCACCUAUGGGAAGGCCGUAAGUCUUCCGGGGGGCGGGCAGAGCCUCGCCCCGCCCCGCCCCGCCCCGCCCCCGCUCGCCCCGGCGCUUCCGGGGCAGAAGCCUGUAGGCCGACUUUCGUCAGCUGGGAUUGGCGGGUGGCGGCUCGCGGCCUGCGGGUUGGUGGCCGCGGGUGGGCCGACUCCGCGCGAGGUGUGA